Cynoglossus semilaevis (tongue sole) is the source of this 1775-nucleotide messenger RNA. RefSeq names its product fibrinogen-like protein 1-like protein. The record is from RefSeq and is a predicted model, not a curated record. The transcript has 3 exons. Bases 494 to 1333 code for a protein of 279 amino acids. NCBI's taxonomy places the organism in Eukaryota, Metazoa, Chordata, Actinopteri, Pleuronectiformes, Cynoglossidae.
GGUGUCAUCUGUGUUAUUUUUGUGGGGGAUGUUAUUUAUUUUUAUAAUAAUAAAACAUAUAGUUUUUUUGAGAAUACAAAGUACUGCCAUGUUUCUUUGUGUACACUCUACUGUGAACUGUACUACACAUCAAGUAUCACCACAGCUGGUUGUCUGAAGCAGAAAGGUCUCAGCUGGACUUCAGUCUCAGUCAAUCUUGAAGUGAUUUAAAGCCAACAGAGAUAUGCGAUUACAUUACUCACAUCUCAAAGUCUGCCUGCAGUUUUAUCUGACUUGACACAGAUAAGUACCAGGCAUGUGUCUGUGUCAGUGGGAUGUGAACCCAAGGCUGAAGUCCAGCUGUGACAGUGCAGGAGAGAAGAGCCGUGUGGGAAGAGCUGUGAUUCAGUGAACUCUGAGUGUGAACAGCAGCGGUCGACCAAACCAGGACAGUACAGGUUCCAGCCUAUCUCUGUCACCACGGCCUGGGGCCUGUACUGAAGUGAGGGGAACAAUGACAUGUCUGAGAUGCUGGCUCCAGGCAGCAGCCCUGCUACUGCUCAGUGUCAGUGGAGACACUCUGGACCAGGUCCAAGCUGAGAACCUGCAUCUGUUUCACCCCGAGGAGUAUAACCUGCUGCGGAAUCGUGACAUGAGAGUGCUGCCCAGGGACUGUUAUGAAAUGCUGAUGAUCUCUUCAGGCCAGGCUCACGACGGUAUUUAUUUAAUCAAACCUGGUGACGCCCCCAUUGCUGCCUACUGUGUCAUGCAGGAGGGAGGGUGGACUGUGGUGCAGCACAUUACCGUUAACAGCAGCGUGAACUUCGAUCGCACCUGGGCUGAGUACAAGCUGGGCUUCGGGGCAGUCUCAGGAGACCACUGGCUUGGGAACGAAUACCUCCACCAGCUCACCCGUGGCCCUGGACGCUACAAGCUAGGAAUAAAACUGGUGGGCCCGGACGCUGUGACCAAGGUUGGAGAGUACGAUCCUUUUCUAGUGGAGGACGAGGCGUCGGCAUACAGGCUGAGGCUGGGACUGUUCCAGGGAACCACCGUAGACGCCCUGACCCUGGACACGGAGAACUACCUGCAUGACAAUCAAAAAUUCACCACAAAGGACAGAGACAACGACAACUACUUCCAAAACUGUGCCAAGCUGGAGUUCCAGGGUGUUCCAGGAGGGGGCUGGUGGUACGACGCCUGUGCAGGUGCCAAUCUGAACCGCAGGAACGUCAUCUACUGGCAGAAGGACUGCAACAAGGAGAGGCUGUGCAAAUAUGCGUGGAUGAUGGUGAGACCUUCAGACACAGUGAAACUGGUGCAGAGCAGAGACUGCAGAAGGGACGAGCUCUGAAGACGGAAUGCCAUUGGCUAAGGACAAAUUCUUCAGAUUAUUAUUGUUAUUCAUUUUUGUUUCCAAGGUAAUCUUAAAACUUACAACAAAGGCUUAUAUCAGUGCUUUCAUCUGCUGAAUUGAUCACAUUUUAUUCAGAAAGCCAUGGACAAGGUCACAAAAUACAAGAAAGACUAAAAACAAAUAAAAAAAUCACAAACUUCACAGUCACAGCAUUAAAAAAAAAAACAACAUUGAUGGCUAACCAAAGACUUUCAGUACAUCAAGAAGCAGGUUUUGAGUCACAAUUCUUCACCUGUAGGUUUACAGUAAGGUUUUAUCACAGCAGCAUGGAAUUCCUUGGUGACACUAAGUUUAAACAUAUUUUGCUUUUUCUUUUUCUUGGUGUCAUUUUUGUUCAUUCUUGCAGAAAAAAAACAAACACUUUACAAGCAGCAGUUUU